Molecule: messenger RNA, 597 nt
Organism: Acanthoscelides obtectus
Lineage: Eukaryota; Metazoa; Arthropoda; Insecta; Coleoptera; Chrysomelidae
Source: the annotation of a GenBank genome assembly
GUUCAGUCAGUAGAGUUGUUAUAUUUGUCGAAGAUGGACGUAGAAACAGUUUUAACGGUGAUUUUAUACCGACGAUGGCAGAAACGACGCGACAGAAGACGGAGAUAUUGGGUCCACCCAAUUUUGUCACACAGGCUGACUGAAUGCCAGUACAUAAUUUUGUAUCCUAAGUUAAGGCAAUUCGGACCCAAAUUUUUUAACUACUUCAGAAUGUCCAUCAAGUCAUUUGAUGACUUACUGGCUCUCAUAAACGAUGAACUCGUAGCAGAUAAAAAAGCUGUGCGAUAUAGCAUUUCACCAGAAGAAAAACUCAUAAUUACAUUGAGAUAUUUGGCCACAUGAUGUUCACUUGGGACAUUAAGCUACGAUUAUAGAAUUGGAAAAUCUACUAUGUCUACUAUAAUACCACAUGUAUGUGAAACUAUUUGGAGAAAAUUGAGACCCAUUGUUAUGAGUGAACCAACGAAAGAAAAGUGGUAUGAAAUAUCCACGAUAUUUGAAAAGAACUCAAAGUUUCCAAAUUGUUUGGGAGCCUUGGACGGGAAACAUAUACGGUUAAUCCAGCCUGAACACACGGGUUCCAUGCAUUAUAACUAC